Molecule: messenger RNA, 1810 nt
Organism: Phytophthora nicotianae INRA-310
Lineage: Eukaryota; Oomycota; Peronosporomycetes; Peronosporales; Peronosporaceae
Exons: 14
Coding region: 65-1738 (557 amino acids)
Cellular component (GO): endosome
Molecular function (GO): phosphatidylinositol binding
Source: RefSeq, a predicted model, not a curated record
GCGCACACCACAGUUUUCUGAUACUCAGAAACACGGCAAAAAAAAGAGAACUUGGGCUCAAAUAAUGCUGCGUUUGGGGCGUUCCUCGACGAGCGGCGCCAGCGGCGGAGAGUUCAACAUCGCGUUCGUCAAUGGAACCAUCAAGUUCCACAGCGAAGAGGGCGUGCUGUACUCUAGACUAUUUCAUAUUGUGGAUACGGACGCAGAUGGCUACAUUGGAGGUACCGAGGGAGCAGCAUUUAUCCGCCGCGCAAGACUAAUGAACGACGCUAACCGAGAGAUCUGGCGACUGGCAAGCGGAGGAAAGUCACAGGAGAAGCUCAACAAGGACUGCUGGUUCGUGGCGAUGAAGCUCGUGGCACUGGUGCAGAGCACUGGAAAGUGUCAGAUGCAGAGUCUCUACUCCGGGGAUCCGCUGCCGCUGGCUGACUUUCAGCUCGAGCAGCCAGUUGACAACGUGUUACCGGAAGAGACAGCAGCAGACUUCGAACGCUCCUUUGUGGUGUCGGUGAGCACUCCAGUCGUCGUUGGGUCGGGGUACUCACGCUACACGCAGUACGUGAUUUCCACGAAGACGAACUGUUCGCACUUCCCGUGCACCACUGCGCAAGUCAAGCGAAGGUUUAGUGACUUCGAAUGGCUACAGCAGCGGUUAUUGAUGCGCUUCCGAGGCACUAUCAUACCUCCACUCCCGGAGAAGCGGUGGACUGGAAACAUGGACGCAACAUUUGUUGAAGAACGUCGCCAAGCUUUGGAACACUUCAUUAACGAGAUGUGCAGUCAUGAGAAGCUAUCUCAGACGCUAGAGCUGCAGAUUGUUCUUACUGCCAGCACAGAGGGUCUGAUCGCUGGAAAAGAGCUUUUGAAGGUGGCAUCCAUUGCUGCCACGUAUGUGCCGACUCCUGCUUCGGUCAGUUCGUUAUGGAGCUCUCUGAAAGACGGUGUAUUCCUAUCUUCGAACGUUCAGCAAGUCGAGAUCAAGACCGACGAUGACUAUGCGAGGAUUGGCCAGCACAUUGACGAAUACGAAAAGAGAAUCCGAGAGGUGACACGCUGCUCAGACAUUGUUUAUGCUGCCCAACGUGGUGAAGGGUACGAGAUGUCACGUUUUGGAAGCUAUUUGUCGGCUUUAUCGGAGCACGAAAAGAGAGAUCCAGAUAUGAAGCAGCUUGCUGAGGUCGCAGGAGACCAUUUUGAGACUGUGUCAAACAUUUACCAAGACCAGCUGGACAAGCUGCUAUCUAUGUACGUAUCGAUCGUCAGAUACCAGGCGGGCAAGGUGGAUGCUGUUAAGACCGUUAUGCACAACCGCGAGUCUGCGAUUCAUGAGGUUCAGCAAGCGAAUGCAAGUAUGCAGCGCAAUAAAGAGCGAUUUGCUGCUGCACGGGCAAGUAGCGGUGCAGCAGCAUCUGCCAUGCGAGCAGAGCAGAAAAUGGCGUCGGCGGAGGAUCGCAUGAACCACGCCAAGGAGCAAGUCCAGUUUAUUGCUAACAGUUUGAAGGUGGAAACCAAGAGGAUGGACACCGGGAAGACUGCCAACCUCAAGACCGCUUUGUUGUCUUUGGCGAACCUGGAGCUGGAUUACCAUGUCCAGUCUCGCGCAGCAUGGGAAGGAUUGCGAUCAUUCCUGGAGCUGAGCGAUGAAGAAAUCGCUGAAAGCCGGCAGAGAGCCCAGGCUCCGAUGACGUAUAGGAAGCCAGGAGAAAAAGAUCUUGGUCAAAUUAUCGGGUUGCUGUGAGCGACUCAGCCUCUCUAAUAACAGAAGACAUUGUGAAUUGUGCUCGCAAUCGCCCAUUUACAUUUCCAGAAA